Plasmopara halstedii is the source of this 1053-nucleotide messenger RNA. Its product is annotated as biotin synthase. Gene Ontology annotation, cellular component: mitochondrion. The record is from RefSeq and is a predicted model, not a curated record. Bases 1 to 1053 code for a protein of 350 amino acids. Gene Ontology annotation, biological process: biotin biosynthetic process. Gene Ontology annotation, molecular function: 2 iron, 2 sulfur cluster binding; biotin synthase activity. NCBI's taxonomy places the organism in Eukaryota, Oomycota, Peronosporomycetes, Peronosporales, Peronosporaceae. The transcript has a single exon.
AUGGUGGUGCCUGGUUUGUCCUCUGAAGUACGCCAUGACUGGACUAUAGCAGAGGUACAGACGAUCUACGACCAGCCACUUCUUGAGCUUGUAUACAAGGCAGCGACCGUGCACCGCAUGCACUUUGACCCGACAGAGGUACAACAAUGCACGCUGCUUUCUAUCAAAACUGGCGGAUGUACAGAGGAUUGCAAGUACUGCUCUCAGUCUUCGCACUACAAAACCUUUGUCAAGCCUGAGCCUACAAAAAAGGUGCAAGAAGUGGUCGAAAUAGCGCGCCGCGCUAAAAUGGCGGGCAGCACUCGCUUUUGUAUGGGAUCAGCUUGGCGUGAAGUAGGAAAAAAAAAUGCAUUUCGUCACAUUUUGGAAAUGGUGCGGCAAGUCAAGGAUUUGGAUCUCGAGGUGUGCUGUACACUGGGUAUGUUGACAGAGGAGCAGGCUGUGCAGCUGAAGGAAGCUGGACUUUCAGCCUAUAACCAUAAUCUUGACACUAGUCGUGAGCACUAUGCUAAUAUCAUUACUACUCGCACGUAUGAUGACCGUUUAGAGACGAUCGCAAAUGUUCGCAAAGCUGGGAUUUCGGUUUGUUGUGGAGGCAUUUUGGGUGUUGGGGAAAACGAAAUUGACCGUGUUGGUCUGCUGCAUACACUCGCUACUAUGGAUGAGCACCCUGAGUCUGUACCCGUGAAUGCGCUCGUGUCUGUUGAAGGCACACCUCUCUUUGACAAGAACAUUUUACCUGUCACGGCUACCGAUAUGGUACGUAUGAUUGCUACAGCUCGGAUUUUAAUGCCCAGGACUAUGGUACGCUUAAGUGCUGGGCGCAUGUCAUUUACGGAUGCAGAACAAGGAAUGAUGUUUAUGGCGGGCGCUAAUUCGAUUUUCAACGGUGAUACGCUACUUACGACAGCCAAUCCUGCGUUCGAAAAGGACAAGAAACUAUUUGAAAUGUUUGGACUGAAGGGAAAACCGGCUUACCAUCCACACAAGUUAACACCAUACAUUGUCGAGGUGACGCAUUCUAUGCCUGCUACGACUGAGGCUGUGGCGUAA